AUGCCUAUCAACUUUACGUCUAUAUUGCUGCUACUAUGUGGCAUCUUUGCUGUAUUUGCAGCGUUACUUGCUCGCCAUGGAUUUACUGGUAGAGACCACGUGGUGGGCAUUGAUUUGGGUACAACGUAUUCAGUUGUAGCCAUAUCUCAAAAGAACAGUGUGACUGCAAUUGCAGAUAGUGACGGACAUGUAUUGAUACCAUCUACUGUAGCCUUUUUGCCCCAUGGAGAAAUAGUAGUUGGUCGAAAAGCACGAGCGCAUUUAAUAAAGGACCCACAACAUACAAUUUUCAAUGCGAAACGAUUCAUCGGUCGGAGAUAUGAAGAGGUUUUGAGCUUGGAGGGCAAUUCAGAUGGUGUUAUGCCAUAUGAAUUCAGUAUAAAAUCUCUUCAAGAUGACAACAAUGAUGGAGUUUGUUUUAUGCUGGAUGUACAUGGUCAGCCUGAUUGCGUUACUCCUGUGAAAAUUGGUGGUGCAAUUGUGCAGCAUCUUUGCAAUAUGGCACGCCGGUUCAUCGGUCAUGACCAGAUUACGAAGGCAGUAAUUGCAGUGCCAGUGGACUUUAACGAGAGACAACGCAAUGCGACAGUGGCGGCAUUUCAGUCGGCAGGAUUGCAGGUGUCACGUGUGUUGGAAGAACCGACGGCUGCAGCAAUUGCUUAUGGCCUGCACCAGGAUCCAAAUGUGAGUUUCUUACUGGUGUUUGAUUUCGGGGGAGGCACGCUGGACGUGUCACUGCUUUUCGCACGAAACGGAGCUAUCAAUGUGCUUGAUACACUGGGAGACAGCCAUUUAGGGGGCGAGGACUUGGAUGCACGCCUUGCAGCAUGGUUGGUAAAGCAAUUUGAAGCACAGCUUGGUGUUGCGAUCACGUCGCGUGGAACUGAGGCAGAAGCCAGUGGCAACGAUAAAAAGGAGCCACCGUGUACACAGGCUGGGGUCCGCCAUGCUGCCGAACUAUUAAAAAGGCAACUUACUGAUGCCUCCGUUGCUAGUGCCUCCUGCGUAUGGACAGAGCCGUCUCAAUCCCAGGCGGAGAUCCAUAUCCGAGCCGAAGUGGAAAUCACACGAGCACAAUUUGAAGACCUUUGUAAAUCAUUGCUCGAGCGCACGAUGAUUCCAGUGCGUGAGGUACUAGAAACCAACAACAUGGAAACCGAAGAGAUCGAUGCCGUGGUGCUAGUAGGAGGCUCCUCGCGAAUCCCAUGGGUGCGUGAGCGUCUCACUGACAUGUUCCAGGGUCGCGCACCGCUUUCGGACAUCGAUCCAGAUCUUGCUGUGGCGUAUGGAGCAGCGCGUACGUUAGAUUAA
Molecule: messenger RNA, 1311 nt
Organism: Peronospora farinosa
Lineage: Eukaryota; Oomycota; Peronosporomycetes; Peronosporales; Peronosporaceae
Source: the annotation of a GenBank genome assembly